Messenger RNA from Olea europaea var. sylvestris, 1569 nucleotides. RefSeq lists its product as uncharacterized. The coding region runs from base 258 to 1211 and encodes 317 amino acids. The transcript is spliced from 2 exons. The record is from RefSeq and is a predicted model, not a curated record. Lineage: Eukaryota; Viridiplantae; Streptophyta; Magnoliopsida; Lamiales; Oleaceae.
UCAUGACGGGGCCAUGCGAAAUAGGAUGUGGUCGGGUAUUUGCCCUCCCUACGCCUUCACGAGUACACUACAGUCUCCAUUAUUGAAAAUAAAGCAAACUUUUGAUUUGAGCGCUAAAACCAGCAGUAGCAAGAUUUGAAAAUUGAAUGAGUCCUUAAAUUAUUCCUUUCCUUUUCUAAUAGUUCUCUACCCUACCCCAUACAAUCCAAGCGUUUGUCUCUACUGAGUCUGAUUUCUCAAGUGCGCGCACUCACAAAAUGGGUUGUGUUUCAUCGACAAUGCUAAACCACGAUGACGAUUUCUCCCAAAUCGGUCGCUCAACAGCUUUCAGUCAUCACAUCGUGUCCCUCACCUCCACCACUUAUGGUCUCUUGACCCUCGACCGGCCUACGUCCGACACAGACCACGAUUCUGGUACCGCCACUGUCGAUCCUACUCCGAUCCCAGCUCCGCGCUUCACACUUGAAACCAUUAAUUCAAGGGACCUCAUGUCUGGCCUUGAUUCCGAUCGCAUUCCCAGCUUCCGUUUUUCCACUUUACCGAUUCAUCCGGUUUCUGAUCAUACCGGGUUCUGGCGAGGAAAUGAGGAAAAUUUCAAUCCGAAUGUCGUUAUUAAGUCCUCGAACGAUAUCAAUGUCAGGAGAAAGUAUUCUUUUUCUGAAGAUUUUAAUUAUAGUUAUAUGCUUGAGGGAUUUGAAAAUGUUUGCCCGCCAAAUGGGGAAAACAAAGUGGUGAUUUAUACGACGACGUUGAGGGGCGUCAGGAAGACUUUUGAAGAUUGCAAUGCUGUUAGAUCAGCAAUUGAGGGGGUCGGUGUUGUGGUUUGUGAGAGGGAUAUUUCCAUGGACAGGGGCUUUAGGGAUGAAUUGAGGGAGCUGAUGAGGGGGAAGGAGAUGAGUGAGUUGAUACCCCCAAGAGUGUUUGUGAAAGGGAAGUACAUAGGUGGAAUCGAUGAGGUGAUGAAAAUCGUGGACGAUGGCUCUUUAGGAGAGUUGCUUCAGGGAUUGCCUAAAACGAGAUGCGGGUAUGUGUGUGAGGGGUGUGCGGGUGUAAGGUUCGUGCCAUGCUUCAGGUGUAAUGGGAGUUGUAAGAUGGUUGUGGCGAUCAAACAAGGAGCAGAGGUUGGUGGGAAACAGGAGAAAAAGACCAUGGUUUUAAGGUGUAGCGAUUGCAACGAAAAUGGUUUGAUACUCUGCCCUAUUUGUAGCUGAGCUAAGAAAGUUCGGAUCAUCUUGGUGGCGUCCAUAUAUUUAGUAGAUUUCACUUCAAUGGUAAUCAGUGAUGGAGUUUAGAAACAACAAAGGAGCCUUGAUUUACUCCAAAACUGCAGCCGCAUGCAUGUGGGAACUUCAUUUAAGGUCCAAGAUGGUAUGGGAAAUUCACCCGCUAUUCACCUAGCUAACAUGCUAAAAAAUUGGAUCUGUGAUGGUGUAUAUGCGACGAUAUGAAAGUUAUAGUUGAAUAUAAUCUUCUAGCACUUUGAGCUUUAUCUAUUCUCAAUUAUUGUGCAUGUCAAAUUAAGUGAAAGGCAGAACAAGAGAUUCAAUAAAGUUGAUAUUGUUCCGGACA